AUGUUCCUGCCUAGUGCUAGUAUAAAUACCACGGGGGAGGACCUCAUCGAGGUCGUGGUCGACACACCUUGGCUGUCGACAAUCUAUUCCCCCGGCCUUCAAAACAGCUUGACGCGCAUUCCCGGCGUCAUGAAGUUCGUCAAGUUUGCUUCGGCGGCCGUGCUUGCUGCCAUCGGUGGUCAGGUAGGAGCCGAUUCUACCUUCACCCCAGCAAGACCACCAGCUGUUCCUCUGGCCGUCCGUAGUCCCUAUCUGAACGUCUGGCUCAACGGGCAAGAAAAUGGUCCUCAUGGGGUCCUCCCUGGGCAAUGGCCCAGGUUUUGGGCAACUGGAAUCCAAGGAUGGCAAGGCUUCAUCAAGGUCGACGGUCAAGUAUACAACUGGAUGGGCGGUGCUCCGGGAGCCCCGAACGUAGACCAGUUGAGCUUGGAGUAUACGUCAACACGAAGCAUUUUCCACAUGUCAGCCGGCGGACUCGUCGACUUGAUAGUCGAGUUUCUGUCGCCUGUCUACCCCCAAGAUUUGCGGCGCCAAUCCAUUCCGUUCUCCUACAUCAAGGUGGCUGUCAAGUCUCGCGAUGGCAAGUCGCACAGCGUCCAAGUUUAUUCCGACGUGUCGGGAGAAUGGGCAUCGGGCGACGGCGGAGCAGUGGUUCAGUGGGAGACUUCAUCCAACGCUGGCGUGCGUAGCCAUAAGUUCUGGAAGCAGAAGCAAACUGUUUUCCAGGAAGAUGGAGAAAACGCAGCUUGGGGCAACUGGUACUGGUCCACAGGUGACCAGCCUGGCGUAAGCUACAAGAUCGGCGCGGAUGUGGAUGUGCGUGGUCAGUUUCUCAAGUCUGGGUCUUUGGACAACCAGGUUGACGACGAGUUCCGUGCCGUCGCUGACAGGUGGCCUGUUUUCGCGCUUUCCCGUGAUCUGGGCAAUGUCAGAGGAAGCUGGGCGCGCACUCUCUUCACCAUCGGAGUGGCCCAACGGGAUAGUAUCCAGUGGGUUGGUCAGGCCGCAGAUCCCCAGGCCGUGCCGUCUCUAUGGACUUCGUACUUUGGUGACGAGAGCGACCUAGUGUCGUUCUUCUACCACGACUACGACGAUGCCACGCAUGCUGCCAAUCGGCUCGAUCUUCGUAUUCAGAGAGACUCUGUUGCUGCUGCUGGCCAGGACUAUGCUACCAUUACGACUCUGGCCGUUCGACAAACCUUUGGUGCCCUGGCAUACACAGGCACGCGGUCGAAUCCUUUGAUUUUUCUAAAGGAGAUCUCUUCAAACAGCGACAUUCAGACCGUCGACGUCAUCUUCCCUGCUUUUCCUAUCCUCUUGUACAUGAACCCAAACCUGCUCAAGUAUCUUCUCGAGCCUCUGUUGAUCAAUGAUCGAUACCACUAUCCGAAUAACUGGGCACAGCACGACCUAGGACGUUUUCCCCGGGCACUCGGCUACCCUGCUGGAAACGAUGAGCCCAUGCCCCUGGAGGAGUGUGGAAACAUGAUCAUCAUGAUGCUUGCUUAUUCUCAAUGGAAGCACGACGACAAGUAUCUCUCUGACAACUGGGAUUUGCUCGCCAAAUGGGCCCAGUAUAUGAUUGAAGACGCCAAGAUCCCCGCCAGCCAGCUCUCUACCGAUGACUUUGCUGGCCAUCUCGCUAACCAGACCAAUCUAGCAAUUAAAGGCAUCAUCGCCCUCCAAGCCAUGUCUCAAGUCGCUACCCGGGCAGGCUUCCGGGACCAAAGCAGCAGGUACUCUGCGUUGGCCGAGGACUAUCUCCAAUUUUGGACUCAGCAUGGCGUGAAUGCCGACGCCGGGCACACCAUGCUGCAGUAUGACAACAAGGAUUCUUACGGUCUCCUCUACAAUAUUUACCCAGACAAGCUCCUGGAUCUCAACUUUAUCCCCCAGGAAAUAUACGACAUGCAAAGCGACUUCUACCUCAAGACGCAAAAGCGGUAUGGCGUAAUCCUCGACACCCGCAACGUCUGGACCAAGGUGGACUGGGAAAUGUUUGCUGCAGCCGUAGCCAAGCCGAAGACGCAGCGCAUGUUCAUCUCCAAGAUUGCUACGUGGAUCAAUGAGACGCCCACUUGGCGUGCCUUUACAGACCUGUACGACGUAAACACCGGUGGAUAUCCUUCCGGUAUCCAAUUCACGGCGAGACCCGUAGUGGGAGGCGUAUUCUCACUACUUGCGCUAAACAAGUAG
Molecule: messenger RNA, 2196 nt
Organism: Metarhizium album ARSEF 1941
Lineage: Eukaryota; Fungi; Ascomycota; Sordariomycetes; Hypocreales; Clavicipitaceae
Product: glutaminase GtaA
Exons: 6
Coding region: 1-2196 (731 amino acids)
Biological process (GO): carbohydrate metabolic process
Source: RefSeq, a predicted model, not a curated record